Messenger RNA from Quercus robur (English oak), 849 nucleotides. RefSeq names its product NDR1/HIN1-like protein 13. The transcript has a single exon. NCBI's taxonomy places the organism in Eukaryota, Viridiplantae, Streptophyta, Magnoliopsida, Fagales, Fagaceae. Bases 1 to 849 code for a protein of 282 amino acids. The record is from RefSeq and is a predicted model, not a curated record.
AUGGCGGAGCGGGCCGACCCUUCUGUCGACGAUCAUGACUCUAAACCAUCAGCUGAUAAACCAGAAAAUAAUAUUCAUGACUCUAACCCAUCAGCUGAGAAACCAGAAAAUAAUAAUCAUGACUCUAACUCAUCAUCUGAUCAACCAGAAAACAAUAAUCAAUUAGCUCCACCUGCCUUUCGUUCUGCGACCUAUGUUGUUCAGGUCCCUAAAGACCAAAUCUUUUGUGUUCCGCCUCCUGAGAAUGCCGUUCUAGCUGAACGCCGUGGAAACCCUUUUCGCUGCAGUAAAGGGAAGAAGCCCCGUCGUCGUCGUCCUCGUUGUUGCUUGUGUUUUUCUGUCUCUGUAGUUCUUCUUGUCCUUGUUCUUGCUCUAAUUGCUGCAGUUGUCUAUGUCUUGCUCACGCCUAAGGAUCCUACUUUUCGCGUUGAACGUGUUGUUGUCAAGAAUAAUACACGUCCAGAUUAUGGCAUUACGAUUAGAGCCAAAAAUUCGAAUGAAAUAAUGAGCAUUGAUUACAAGGCAGGUGGUGUUGCUUCCCUUUCUUUUAAGCAACGAGGAAUUGCUAAAGGAAAAUACCCAUCUUUCAAGCAAGAUAGCAAAAAGUCAACAUCAUUUCAUGUAGAUUUUCAUGGCUCAAACAUUGUAUUGCCUAAGGAGAUUGAGGAAAGCAUGAAAAGCCAAAAGCCAAAAAUCAAAGUUUCUUUGUCUCUAAAGAUGGAUGUACAUGCAAGAAUUAGAGUUGGGGCAUUACAUUAUGGGAGCGUGAAAUUCGUUGCUGCUUGUGAUUUCACGGUGGAUACAUUGGCUAAGAAUUCUCGUAUCCUGUCACAGAAAUGUCAUACCUAA